Messenger RNA from Salvia splendens (bonfire salvia), 1165 nucleotides. RefSeq names its product ras-related protein RABE1c. The record is from RefSeq and is a predicted model, not a curated record. Gene Ontology annotation, molecular function: GTP binding; GTPase activity. Bases 157 to 804 code for a protein of 215 amino acids. The transcript is spliced from 9 exons. NCBI's taxonomy places the organism in Eukaryota, Viridiplantae, Streptophyta, Magnoliopsida, Lamiales, Lamiaceae.
GAAAAAUUAGAAUAAAAAGUUUAUUAACUUUGGAGUCGUCUCAGCUGAGAUUCGCUUCCCUCUUCGUUUUUCAUCGUUUCUCAUUAAUCAGACCCUCGAUCUGCUUAUUCUGUUUGCUUAAUCAAAAUAAAAUUGAAUAAAUCCGAAGUUAAUCAGAUGGCUGCUGGAUCCGGCAGAGCUCGAGCUGAUUACGAUUACCUCAUCAAACUCCUAUUGAUCGGCGACAGCGGUGUGGGUAAGAGUUGCCUUCUUCUAAGAUUUUCCGAUGGCUCUUUCACCACCAGCUUCAUUACUACCAUAGGGAUUGAUUUUAAGAUAAGGACUGUAGAGCUUGAUGGUAAAAGAAUCAAGCUACAAAUUUGGGAUACUGCUGGACAAGAACGAUUCCGUACUAUCACCACUGCUUACUAUCGUGGAGCUAUGGGCAUAUUGUUGGUGUAUGAUGUCACCGACGAGUCAUCUUUCAACAACAUUCGGAACUGGAUCAAAAAUAUUGAACAACAUGCCUCCGACAAUGUCAACAAAAUAUUAGUUGGCAACAAGGCUGACAUGGAUGAAAGCAAACGGGCUGUUCCUAAAUGUAGGGGUCAAGCGCUCGCUGAUGAAUACGGAAUCAAAUUCUUCGAGACAAGUGCCAAGACGAACAUGAACGUGGACGAGGUUUUCUUAUCUAUAGCUCAGGACAUAAAGCAAAGACUUUCCGACUCAAACUCAAAGUCAGAGCCUCAGACUAUAAAAAUUACCAAGCCAGGCCAGACAGGCAGGGCUGCCCAAGGUGCUAAUAAAUCGGCUUGCUGUGGCUAAACGGUGUCGCCUUUGGAGAUUGGAUGGCUGCCCUUAAAAUUGACCGUUUUGACGAUGUCCAUGUUGCCUGUAACGACGCCCCUCUCUUUAAUUAUUUUUAGAUGCCACACAAUAAUGUUAUAUUUACAUUUAUUGGAUGGAUCAAUGGAUUCAUAUAAUUCUCAUGAAUUUUCUACAAUUUUUCUUUGUAAAUUACUAUAGUACAGAACGGAUUCAUUUAGGCUGGUUUUCUCUCUUAUUUUAUCAUAUGUUUUGGCGGAUUUUGCUAUACAUGUACUAGUAGUAUUUAGUUACUUUACUCUUCUAUUGAAAGGAAUUAUACAUAUGGCGUGUGCCAAUGUCAUAUUCAAAUUUUUGCAAA